This is a messenger RNA of Dictyostelium purpureum, 297 nucleotides long. RefSeq lists its product as uncharacterized. The transcript has a single exon. The record is from RefSeq and is a predicted model, not a curated record. The coding region runs from base 1 to 297 and encodes 98 amino acids. Gene Ontology annotation, molecular function: protein dimerization activity. NCBI's taxonomy places the organism in Eukaryota, Evosea, Eumycetozoa, Dictyosteliales, Dictyosteliaceae.
AUGUAUUUAAAAGAGGGAUUAGAUAAAAGAAAUGACACAAUUACAUAUUGGAAAGAAAAUAGUACUGUAUAUCCAACAUUGUAUUCAAUUGUAAGAAAUGUACUUUCGGUUGCUUCUUCAUCUGUUAAAAUAGAAAAAACCUUUUCUGGUGUCCAAUUGUUUUUAACUAACCCAGAAUUGGCUUUGAAUAGAAUGGAACAAUGUCUUUUAUUAAGAGAAUGGGCCACUGUUUCAAGGAUAGAUAUUGUCGAAAACUCUAUCAUUAAUGAUUAUUUAAAUAUAUCUAAAAUAGAAUGA